ACAAAAACAGGGGGCGUUCCUUCCUUUCUAUGGAUUCCAUGAGCAAGACCACAAUUCGUAUAGGUUUGAUCCUUUUUUUUUUUUAUUAAUCAAAGCUCAAAGAUUAUAUCUUCAUUGUUGAAGUGGGUCCAACUUGAUGAUGAUUGCCGGUGGAUGAUUGGUCGUCAUCACCAAAGCAUUUUUGGAAACUACACUAUAAAAAGCCAGCAAGCACUUUGAGAGAAAGUCUUCUUCAUAGGUAGUGAAAAUGCCUGGAUUAAGUGGUCCUUCUGAUUAUUCACAAGAACCGUCCCGCCAUCCUUGUCUUCAUAUCAACGCCAAGGAGCCUUUUAAUGCUGAGCCACCGCGUUCGGCUUUAGUUUCCUCUUAUGUGACUCCGGUGGAGUUGUUUUUCAAGAGAAAUCAUGGACCAAUCCCUCUAGUUGAUGACAUAGAGAGAUAUUGUGUCGAUAUAAACGGUUUAAUUGAAAGUCCGAAAAAGCUUUAUUUCAGAGAUAUCAGGAUGCUACCAAAAUACAACGUCACUGCCACUUUACAGUGUGCAGGUAAUAGGAGGACUGCCAUGAGCAUUACCAGAAAAGUGAAAGGAGUUGGCUGGAAUGUUUCGGCUAUUGGAAACGCUGUCUGGGGUGGUGCCAAAUUGGCUGAUAUUCUUGAACUUAUUGGGGUUCCGAAGUUGACAAGUAGCACUCAGAGUGGAGGAAAACACAUUGAAUUUGUGAGCAUUGAUAAGUGUGAGGAGGAAAACGGAGGUCCAUACAAGGCAUCGAUUCCACUUAGUCAGGCCACAAACCCUGAAGCAGAUGUUUUACUUGCUUAUGAGAUGAAUGGAGAACCUCUCAACAGGGAUCAUGGUUACCCGUUGAGAGUAAUUGUACCAGGUGUUAUAGGUGCUCGUUCCGUCAAGUGGCUGGAUUCUAUCAAUAUAAUAGCAGAAGAAUGCCAGGGAUUUUUCAUGCAAAAGGACUACAAGAUGUUUCCACCAUCGGUGGAUUGGGGUAACAUCAGUUGGAAUACCAGGAAGCCACAAAUGGAUUUCCCAGUUCAGUCCGUGAUUUGUUCUUUGGAAGAUGCGCAGUCGAUAAAACCAGGAAAGGUAAGAAUUAGUGGAUAUGCAGUAUCAGGAGGUUGCCGUGGAAUUGAACGCGUAGAUGUAUCUAUUGAUGGCGGAAAAACAUGGAGGGAAGCCACUAGGUUUCAGAAAACUGGUAUCCCUUACAUAGCAGAUGGCAUAAGCAAUGACAAAUGGGCAUGGGUGCUUUUUGAGCUCACAGUUGAUAUCCCACAGAGCACUGAGAUUAUUGCCAAAGCGGUAGAUUCAGCUGCAAACGUGCAACCUGAAAAGGUGCAAGAUAUUUGGAACCUAAGAGGGAUUCUUAACACUUCAUGGCACAGAGUUCAUGUCCGCAUUGGCCACUCAAAUAUGUAAAACGAACCUGAAUGGAACAGUUAAAUAACUUGGCUAGCAACCUGAAAUGUGAACCAAACUCUCUUUUACCAUUUUGUUUUGUUCAAAACAGUAUCCUCUGGCUUUAAUUUAGUGAGUUCUUUGAGGGAACAAGAUAGAGUUGUUGAAAGCUUUGCAACACAGUUCCUUUUAUAUAUUGCAUUAUUUCAUAUUACGCGUAA
Gossypium raimondii (Peruvian cotton) is the source of this 1629-nucleotide messenger RNA. RefSeq names its product sulfite oxidase. The transcript has 12 exons. NCBI's taxonomy places the organism in Eukaryota, Viridiplantae, Streptophyta, Magnoliopsida, Malvales, Malvaceae. Gene Ontology annotation, molecular function: molybdenum ion binding; oxidoreductase activity. The record is from RefSeq and is a predicted model, not a curated record. Bases 248 to 1429 code for a protein of 393 amino acids. Gene Ontology annotation, cellular component: mitochondrion.